Molecule: messenger RNA, 774 nt
Organism: Nymphaea colorata (pocket water lily)
Lineage: Eukaryota; Viridiplantae; Streptophyta; Magnoliopsida; Nymphaeales; Nymphaeaceae
Product: transcription factor MYB114-like
Exons: 3
Coding region: 1-774 (257 amino acids)
Source: RefSeq, a predicted model, not a curated record
AUGGAAACAUACGCCACUCAAAGGAAAGCCUGGUUGGUCGCCAAGAAGAGUCUGAAAAAGAGAGCUUGGACAAGAGAAGAAGAUGAUCGGUUGUCCCAGUGUGUCAAAUUUCAUGGAGAAGCAAGAUGGAGAUCGGUCCCUGCUGAAGCAGGACUCAACCGGUGCCCGAGGAGCUGCAGGUUGAGAUGGUUGAACUACUUGAGGCCAAACAUCAAGCGAGGAAAUAUUACAGAGGGGGAGGAAGAUUUGAUUAUCAGACUUCACAAGCUCCUCGGCAACAGAUGGGCCCUGAUUGCAGGAAGACUCCCUGGAAGGACAGACAAUGAAAUCAAGAACUACUGGAAGAAUCGUCUAUCCAAGAAGAUCAAACCACAGCAACCCCAGCAGAAAAAGGCAGUGUUCCUUUGCAAGCCUGACACCGUCGAAGAGAAGAAGGGACUAACAGAAAUCAGUGGUGCUGGUGGUUCUAAUUGUGAAUUAACAGUUGAACCAACGAUGACAGCUGAAGGUGGCGUAUCUUCAAACGCGUUCAACAUAGAAGAGAUUCGGAGUGUGGGGGACACCACCACCGACUGCUGCUUUUGGAACUCGAGAGCCGAGGAAGGAUCGACAGGGUGCGGCUGCAUCAAGCAAGGCACGCCUGCAAAUGAAUAUGGCAUGAACAGAUUCGAUUAUAGGUCCUUGAACGAUUACGAUAUAAGCAUGGAGAUGAACUUGGAUUCUGAUAUUGAUUUUCAAUCGUUCAUCCGUUCAAUGUGCUGUGAGGAAGCAUGA